GUGUCCGAGAUCGGCUUCCCGGACGCCCCCGCCGCCGCGCCUGGAGCGUCCCCGCGGCCCGGCUCGGCGGCCGAUGGCCAGCAGGACCGCAGCGGGGGCCCGGCUGCCGGAGCGGCCGGGGCCGAGGCGGCGCGCCGGGAGCCCGCGGGCGCAGGGGAGGCACCUGCUCCGCAGCUUGCCGGCGGCGCAGACCCUGGCCAGGGUCAUCCGGCCUUGCUACGGCCCCCACGGCCGGCAGAAGCUCCUGGUCACCGCCAGAGGAACCACCGUGCUGACGGGCUACGCCGCGGCCAUCCUGCGCGCGCUGGAGCUGGAGCACCCCGCGGAGCGGCUCCUGCGCGAGGCGGCCCACACGCAGGCGGAGAGCAGCGGCGACGGCGCGGCCUUCGUGGUCCUGCUGGCGGAAGCGCUGCUCCUGCAGGCCGAGCACCUGCUGCGCGCCGGCCUGGCCCGCUCCCAGCUGCGCGAGGCCUACGCCGCGGCCACCGCGGAGACCCUGGCCCUGCUGCCCUCCCUGGCCAUCCGCUCCCUGGGGCCUCUGGAGGAUCCCUUUGGGGCCCUCUACUCGGUGGUGAACACCCACGCCGUGUCCCGGGCCGACUGCUUGACCAAGCUGGUGGCCCACGCGUGCUGGGCCACCAAGGAGCUGGACGGCGGCUUCCGACGCGAGCGCGUGGGCGUGUGCACCCUGCCAGGGGGGAGGCUGGAGGACUCGUGCCUGCUCCCGGGGCUGGCCUUGUGCGCCGAGCCCUGCGGGCAGGUGACCGCGGUGCCCGGCGGCGCCAGAGUGGCUCUCUUUGUUUGCGGCUUUGGUCCCGCCAGUCCAAAUGCACCGACCACGGCCCGGCUCUCCGGCCCCGCUGACCUGGCCACGUUCAGGAAAGGAAGUGAGCGGUUGAUAGAAAAGCAGGUGGCCCAGCUGGCCAGCGCGUGCAUUAACGUGGCGGUGGCAUGGGGGGACAUCGAUGAGAAUGCCCUGACGCAGGCUGACAAGCACAACAUCAUGGUGAUUCGAGCCAGGUCCCGGAGGGAUAUGGUUUACUUGAGUGAGGUGCUGGGCACACCUUUGAUGUGUCACCUGCUUCCUCCCCCGAAGCCAGGGAAGUGCCGGAGGGUCUACCAGCAGGAGCUGGGGGAAGGUUUGGCCGUGGUGUUUGAGUGGGAAUGUCCGGGCACCCCUGCCGUUACCUUGGUCCUCAGGGGGGCCACAGCCCAGGGGCUGCAGGGCGCGGAGCAGGCCGCCUACCGUGGCAUCGAUGCCUACUUCCAGCUGUGCCAGGAUCCCAGGCUGCUUCCGGGAGCUGGGGCCACAGAGAUGGCUCUGGCGAAAAUGCUCUCAGAAAAAGGAAGCAAACUGGAAGGGCCUAAUGGUCCUGCCUUCCUGGCAUUUGCACAGGCCCUUCGGUCUCUUCCUGAAACCUUGGCAGAGAACGCAGGCUUAGCCGUCUCCCAAGUGAUGGCAGAAAUGAACAGAGCUCACCAGGCUGGCAACUUCCUAGUAGGAGUGGGGGUCGAAGGGAUAAUAAACGUGGCCCAGGAAGAGGUGUGGGACACCCUGACAGCCAAAGCCCGAGGACUCCGGGCCGUAGCUGAUGUGACACUGCAGCUCGUGAGCGUAGACGAAAUUGUAGUGGCCAAGCAAAGCGCCACGUAUCAACGGGACUCGAAUCCUGUCCCCAAGAAGGCCAAGGGAUGCCUAUUUCCUGUAAAAGAUCAGCUCCUUGGAACGAUUGAGUAGUAACAUCCUCAAUAAAAUCGGGAUGGCCAAGGAAGGCACAGUCACCC
This is a messenger RNA of Prionailurus viverrinus (fishing cat), 1785 nucleotides long. It is a transcript of the gene CCT8L2, whose product is annotated as chaperonin containing TCP1 subunit 8 like 2. Bases 74 to 1738 code for a protein of 554 amino acids. Lineage: Eukaryota; Metazoa; Chordata; Mammalia; Carnivora; Felidae. The record is from RefSeq and is a predicted model, not a curated record. The transcript has a single exon. Gene Ontology annotation, biological process: protein folding. Gene Ontology annotation, molecular function: ATP binding; ATP-dependent protein folding chaperone. Gene Ontology annotation, cellular component: chaperonin-containing T-complex.